AUGCCGGCAGAUCCGGUCGUCUACUCGGCGGAGAACUUCGAGCCCAGGCCUGACCAAGAGCUGGUGUGCACCGUGUCCCGAGGCGUGUUUCGGGACCCAGUAGAAUGGCCCAGCCACCACGUGUUCUGUUCCAUCUGUAUCCCUGGCAUGCCGCCAAUUGGCACGUUGCGUCGCCGAGAGAUGUCCGUGUCGCAGCUCGCGUCCGCGGUGCCCCUCGUGGCCAACAUGAUCGCCUGGCUCACCAUGCGCUGCCCACGCGGAGAUGAGUGCUGCUCUUCAAACUGCCACCUGGAUUCUUCAGAGUCCCGCAACGCGCUGUGCCCGGACCGCGGAGCCCAGAAGCGUCUCUUGGAGCUGAGCUGGCCGCCGAGCGUGCGCUGCCCCAAGCGGACGGUGCGUUGCAGCCGCGGCUUCAGCCUGGGCGCCGACCAACUGCGCGACCACGACUGCGUGCAGGAAUUGCGCUGCUUCAUCACAUAG
Molecule: messenger RNA, 480 nt
Organism: Dermacentor silvarum
Lineage: Eukaryota; Metazoa; Arthropoda; Arachnida; Ixodida; Ixodidae
Product: E3 ubiquitin-protein ligase NRDP1
Exons: 2
Coding region: 1-480 (159 amino acids)
Source: RefSeq, a predicted model, not a curated record